Molecule: messenger RNA, 483 nt
Organism: Neltuma alba
Lineage: Eukaryota; Viridiplantae; Streptophyta; Magnoliopsida; Fabales; Fabaceae
Product: vegetative cell wall protein gp1-like
Exons: 1
Coding region: 1-483 (160 amino acids)
Source: RefSeq, a predicted model, not a curated record
AUGUGUUACGUGGGCAAAGCAACAAAGAUCUUCAUUUUCAUUGUCACCGUCCUCGUCGUUCUCGGUCUCGUCCUGGGUUUUGGCCUCCUCCGCCGCUCACACAGUAAAAAUGUCAAAUGCUCCGGCGAUUCCUGCUUCUCUCCUCCUACCACCACCUACCCUGCCCCUAAUUUUCCUACUCCCAACUUUGGCUCCGGCUCCGGCUCCGGCUCCACCCCGCCCACCCCUCCCAGUCCGAUUCCACCUUAUUCGAACCCUAGUCCGCCUCCGCCUUCGGUACCGAUAACGAAUCCAAGCCCACCUACGCCGCCGGCACCGGUAACGAAUCCAAGUCCGCCUCCGCCUGACUCUAACCUCAAUCCACCUCCGGCGCCUGUAUUGCAGUCGCCGACUCCGCCGCCACCUUCUUCCCCGAGUGGGGCAGCCCCACCUUUGAGCCCACCCAGCUCGACGCAACCAGCCCUAGGUCCUGGGCAGGCUUAG